AGCCUGGCAACCAUCGCAGAGGUGAGUAGUGUGUCCCUGCUGACCCCACAGGCUGAGCCCUGCUGCUGUUGGAUCCAUUCCUGGGAAAUGGAAUUCUGUUGCUCUAAGGUCCUCCGCGGGCGAAGAACAAAGCUACAGGACACCAGAAACCCCAUGAGCCAUCCGAAAACAUGAGGCAAAUGCUGAAGGAAAUGCAGCAGGCAGGAGAAGCUGAGGUUGCUCAGAAGGCUUCUCCAUUAGCUUGGCUGCAUAAAGUUUUGAAGCCCUUGGAGUCUCCUGCAGGUGUGUCUGCAGGGAGGACUUCUCCAGCUCCUUUGCUGAUUCCUACAAAGAAGACUGGCUCCCAUGGCAGGGGUCCUCUGAGAAGGAAGAACAAAGGCAAAGGACAGAAGAAACCCCACGAGCCAAACAACAUCCUGAAACACAUCGUGACAGAACUGCACAAAGGGCAUGGUGUGUCUGCAGGGAGGACUUCUCCAGCUCCUUUGCUGAUUCCUACACAGAAGCCUGGUUCCCAUCGCAGGGAUUGGGAUCGUGACAUGGAUUCCAUGCUUGUCUUUCUGGAUGAGAGUGUGAAGACCUCGGCAGAUGGUGGAGCUAACCCGGUUGGUGAAAGUGAUCUGGCUUCCCAACCCACAUUCAGGAUUGAGCCUCUGGGAGAUGCUGAGGGUGUGUCUGCAGGGAGGACUUUCCCAGGUCCAUUGGUGGAUGUUGCACGCAGGACCAGCUCCCUUCGCAGGGGUCCCCUGAGAAUGGAGAACAAACCUAGAGGAGACACUAAGUCCCUGGAGGCAUCCAAACACAUGGAGGAGAUGCCGAGUGAUCUGGAGAGACGCCAUGAUGCAGCCAGCACCACAAAACAUGCUGACAACAUCGGGAAGAGCACAAGAGUUUUCUGCUGGGUAACACCAUGUUUGAAGAAGUUGAUGGCCAUUGUGGCUGGUGCGGCACUGUGCCUGAUGAUGUGCUAUGCCGCAAUCUGGUAUUGCUGGAAGAGAAACUGGAGCACCUCUGGACAGGAGUUUAAAGACGGUGGCUGCACCUUACUCCCAGACAGUUUGAGCUGCUCCUCUGGCCGUCAUAAGGGCCUGGACAGCCCUUUCACCUGUUCUGUGUAGGGAACCGAAGAUCAGCCAUCUACAAGGAAACCUCCUACUACCCUGUAGAUCCCACUGCCACCUGCUCUCCCCAUAGGUCUCCCCAGCAUGACUUCAUCCCUUUUUUGAUCUCCCUGCAUCCCAUCCCCGCCAAUUCUCAAGUUCUUCUGGAGACCCCAGGAGCAGCCCAGCACCCUCCAGCCCCUCCUGAGACCAACACAUCCCUUCCUCUGCCCCUGAGCUCCCUGGCCUUGCCCUCUAAACAACACUGGAGUUAAGCCCUGCUGCCCUGCCAGGGUAGGCGAUGGCCCAGCUCUUCUCUUGCACUACAGAGAUGGAGCUGUCACCCCAGUGUCUGGGUGGUAGCAGCAGCAAAG
Messenger RNA from Passer domesticus (house sparrow), 1474 nucleotides. RefSeq lists its product as uncharacterized. The transcript is spliced from 11 exons. Lineage: Eukaryota; Metazoa; Chordata; Aves; Passeriformes; Passeridae. Bases 171 to 1118 code for a protein of 315 amino acids. The record is from RefSeq and is a predicted model, not a curated record.